Messenger RNA from Striga hermonthica, 413 nucleotides. The record is from the annotation of a GenBank genome assembly. Lineage: Eukaryota; Viridiplantae; Streptophyta; Magnoliopsida; Lamiales; Orobanchaceae.
GAGCUCGACAAAAUCUUUGUGGUACAUCCCCUCUCGAACGUGCAGCGCGUCUGUAGCGCCCCAAUUGUUCCAGAUUAGUUAUGGAAUUGUUAUUAUUUUUUUUAUUUGUCCGGAUUUAUUUUUUUUGUACUCGAUUUUUUUUUUAUCGAAUGUACCUAUAUAUGCUUUAUGUGAUACCGGGGCCACACAUUCCUUCAUCUCUCGUCAAUGCUUGGAGUCACUGGGAAUCCCUAGUGUUAGUAGAUUUGAUGCACUCGAGGUUUGUCUGGCUUCGGGAAAGACGAUCUCUACCGACACGAUGGUACAUGGACUUGAAAUUUCGAUCGGAGGCCAAUCGUUGGAGGCAGAUGCUUAUAUCAUCGACAUGCAGGAUUUCGACGUCAUCCUCGCCAUAGACUGGCUCAUCCAUUACC